AUGAGUGUUCUGCUCCAAAUGUUAGAGAUAUCCCAAGUACCAGAUUGUCCGCUUUGUGGUGCACCAGUACCCGGACGACGGGGUGAACCCCCUGAUGUUGCUGUCAGCCAACAUAUUGACAAUCAGUGCACUUCAGACCCUGCAAAGGAAAGAAGAAAAAAGGUUUUUACAAACAAGUGUUCCUAUAAAGGAUGCAAAACUAAGGAAAUGGUGCCUUUAAUUUGUAAAGAAUGCUCCCUCAACUACUGUCUUAGGCAUCGGCAUACUACAGACCAUGCAUGUGAAGGAAAACUAGCUGCUAAGAGAAGACAAGCUGCGAAUGCUGCUAUGGCCAGAAUGAAAGCAAAUGCCAUAAAUAUCAGCCAAAACACGCAACCAGUAUCAGCACCAGCCACAGCUUUCUCAGAAGUACAAGGAAAUAUGACGGAAGAUGAGGCACUAGCGCAUGCACUUGCACUUUCUAUGCAAGAAGGAAACAUUCACACUGAAGAGCCAAACUUUAUGCGUACCCUUAUAAGACAGAGGGUUGGCGGCGAACAAAACUCAAGAUGCUCUGUUUCU
This is a messenger RNA of Iphiclides podalirius (scarce swallowtail), 561 nucleotides long. Lineage: Eukaryota; Metazoa; Arthropoda; Insecta; Lepidoptera; Papilionidae. The record is from the annotation of a GenBank genome assembly.